Messenger RNA from Lampris incognitus (smalleye Pacific opah), 945 nucleotides. RefSeq names its product tubulin polyglutamylase complex subunit 2 (gene tpgs2). The transcript is spliced from 7 exons. The coding region runs from base 61 to 942 and encodes 293 amino acids. Gene Ontology annotation, biological process: protein polyglutamylation. Lineage: Eukaryota; Metazoa; Chordata; Actinopteri; Lampriformes; Lampridae. The record is from RefSeq and is a predicted model, not a curated record.
GCCGCAGCCGCAGCGUACAGUUACGUGCCGUCUCAUUAGGAUUAUUUUGUGACUCUAAAAAUGGAAGAAACAAAGGAAGGCACGGCCUUUAGAGGUGUUGCGGAAAGGCUGACACUCGGCAUUGCCCGAAUACUUGAGAGCAUGCCCGGUGUGGUUGACCUGCGUUUCGUGGAGAGGGAGCCUGCAGAGAAGAGAUGUCUGUUGUCAUGGGAACAGAAAAAUACCUGCAUUUUGCCAGAGGACCUUAGAGAUUUCUAUCUGACAACUGAUGGGUUCACGCUCACCUGGAGCGUCAAACUAGACAGUGAGUGCAUCCCUGUAGGUUGCAUGAUGAUAAACAGUGUGGCUAGGCUGCGUCCCCUGGUCCAGCCAAUAUCACUUUUCUCCCUGCCCAAUGCACCCUCACUGGCUGAUCUGGACUGGGAGGAGAACAGCACAGAAGGCGGAUCAACAAGUGGUCCUACUGCACCCCAUUUCGACUCUCGGAGCCGGAUCUUUGAGCUGGACUCCUGUGGUGGAAAUGGCAAGGUGUGCCUGGUCUACAGAAGCUGCACCCAAGGUGUGGUGGCUCAGCAAAGUGAAAUGUGGUUUCUGGAUCGUUCAUUGUAUUGGCAUUUUCUGACCCCUACGUUCACUUCCUACUACCGACUGAUGAUCACCCACCUGGGUCUGCCAGAGUGGCAGUAUGCCUUCACCCCAUAUGGCCCCAGCCCUCAGGCCAAGCAGUGGGCAUCCCUGUACCAGCCUUUGAUCUUCAACCGUGAGGUCAGUCCUGCUGACCCUGCUGGAGACUCCCAUAUCAACAAACUGGACCCCACCAAGGCAUUCAAAGGCAAAGUCAAGACUCCUGUGCCCAAGAAGAAGCAGUCAACACAGGGCAGCACUGGGAGCACUGCUAAGAGCCAAGCAAGCACAGGAAAACAGGGGGGGGCAAAGCGGUGAGAG